This is a messenger RNA of Musa acuminata subsp. malaccensis (wild Malaysian banana), 5420 nucleotides long. The record is from RefSeq and is a predicted model, not a curated record. NCBI's taxonomy places the organism in Eukaryota, Viridiplantae, Streptophyta, Magnoliopsida, Zingiberales, Musaceae.
CACCUUCGCGGUGCUCGAUAACCGACUGUGACACAAGUCGUAGCGGUAUGCACACCUUUCCGGUGCCACAACCGAGUUGUUUACCAGAAGGCGUACCUAAGGAGCAACGCAGAGCUCCACGGAAUUGACACCGACUGCGGUGUGCUUACUGCCCAUGCCAUUUAAAGCGCCCUGUUUCCCACUACUUUGCCGUUUCGGGCCUCUCGGCUCCUCGUCUGUUUCAUUCCUUCCCUCCCUCUCUUCUCUCUUUCUUGUCUUCACCACCUCAUUGUCGUCGAAACCCUAGCGUUACUUUGCGUCGGUGGAGGUGUCCUCGUGUCUCUGGCUGCCCUUUUUUGAACUAAAGUUCGUCUCCGCGGCGUCUCGUCUUCUUGGAGGAGGAAGAUGGCAAAUCGAAGGUCAUCUAAAAGAUCAUAUUUAGAAUUCUUAGAUGGAAAUGAUGAUGGUGAUUCUAAAGUAUACAGAUUUCAAAUUCUCCUGCCGAAUGGUGCAAGUGUACGGCUUAUAUUUAAUGAUCCAGGGGAAGAUAUGUUCUUGGAUGAGUUUAUACACAUCAUCAGAAAGGAACUUGAAAAAACUGCAGAAACGACAACAAAAGCUAGUCGAAAGAUUUUCUGGAAUGGAAACAUCUAUCUGGAGGAUAUGUCUGACAACAAGAUUAGAAAGAAAAUCUCUUUUAGCCAUUUUCGCACUAACAAAUGUCACAUACUAAGGCUUCAUGAUGAGGGAGGUGAAUCUCUUGAUACUUACCAUAACAUGUGGGAUCUGACACCACAUACUGAUCUGUUAGCAGAACUUCCAGCAGAAUAUACCUUUCAAACUGCUCUAGCUGACUUGCUUGAUAAUUCUUUGCAAGCUGUAUGGUCUAAUGGCUCUGGUGAAAGGAGGCUAGUUAGAGUGACAGUUGAUGAGCAAAAAAUCGAAAUUUUUGAUAGUGGCCAGGGGAUGGAUGGUAGUGAGGAGAACUGUAUCACAAAGUGGGGAAAGAUGGGUUCUUCUAAGCAUAGGGCUUGUAGAAGCAAGGCCAUUGGUACUAAAGCUCCAUAUUUAAUGCCUUUCUUUGGCAUGUUUGGUUAUGGUGGGCCAAUUGCCACUAUGCAUUUGGGAAGGCAUGCUACUGUGUCAUCAAAAACUAAAGGUUCAAGGAAGGUGUAUUCUCUAUAUUUUUCAAGAGAGGCUUUGUUAAACCAGUCAACACCGAAAUGUAUCUGGCGGACUGAUGGAGGUGUGAGGGAACCUUUAGAUGAGGAAACUCAAACAUCACCUCAUGGGAGUUUCACCCAGGUGGUGAUUAGGGAUCUUAAACUAAGGUGCUUGGACAUAUAUAAACUUCAGUGCUUCUUGAAAGAUAUUUAUUUUCCAUAUAUACAGUGUGAUACAGAGUACACUUCACGAAAAACAGCUAUGCCAAUUGAGUUCGAGGUGAAUGACAUUAACCUUGCUGAAAUUCAAGGAGGAGAGGUGGCAAUUACUAAUUUACUCUCUUGUAAUGGUCCUGAUUUCAUCAUGCAACUAAGGUUCAUGAUUAAAUCAGAAAAUCCAGGAUCAUUAGGUUUUCAAGAAGCCAAUGCACAAUUGAAGUGUGUUUACUUUCCUAUUGUUGAGGGGAAAGAGAACAUUGAGCGAAUUCUUGAGAAGCUUGUUCAAGAUGGUUACGAAAUUAAAGAAAAUUUCGGCGCCUUUUCUCGUGUAUCAAUACGUAGGCUUGGUCGUCUCCUUCCAGAUUCCAGAUGGAAUACUCUUCCUUUCAUGGAAACUAAACAAAGAAGGGGAGAUAAAGCUCAUUUAUUAAAGAGAUGCUGCAAAAGGGUGAAAUGCUUUGUUGAGACAGAUGCUGGUUUUUCUCCUACUCCUUCUAAGACUGAUUUGGCACAUCAUCACCCUUUUACUCGUGCAUUGAGGAACUUUGGCAACAUUCUUUGUGGAAAAGAAUCAGAGGUAACCAUUGAGAUACUCAAAGAUGGAAAACACUCCAGUAUUUUACAAUUAGAGAAGGAAUAUCGAGAUUGGGUAAUUCAGAUGCAUGAUAGAUAUGAUGAAGAAAUCAAUUGUGGUGAGGAUGAACCUGUACAUAUUAUUGGCCCUCAAAACAAGAAACAACUUGGUAUAACUGCUGAUGUUGUGAGAGUGCACCAAGCUAUAAAGAGAAGAGGCAUAAUAUGGGAGUCAGGACAAAAGGUUAAAAUUUUUAAAGGUGCAACUGGAUGUUUGAAAAAGAAUUUGUAUGCAACUCUAGAAUACAUUUUAAUAGAAGGAUUUCAAGGUGAUGUGGGGGGUGAUGCACGACUAAUUUGCAGGCCACUGGAUUGUUCUGAUGAAAAAGGCUGCUCGAUUUUGGUGGAUAAUGGAAAUGCAAGCUUGGAUAUGCAUGAUUCUCUAUCUUUUCCAAUAAGUCUAAUUGAUUCUGAAAAUAUUCAAGCAAUUGACCUUGCGACAUGGAAUUGCCAAGUUGAGAAGCAUAAAGGGAGACUUCCUUCCAGAAUCGACAUACUAGCUGGUCAACAGUGUAGCCUGUUAGGGAUCAGUGGGGAACUACCUAUGGAAGCUCCUGUGGUUGCUGGUUUUACUCCUCCUAGAGAAAUUGUUGCUGUUAUUAGACCUGCAAAUUUUAGCUCUUCGAUGGCCUCCAAAGGCCUAGAUCAGAAGAAUAUCGUGAAGAAUGAGUUUGAGAUGACCUUGAAAAUUAGUCAUAAAUGUAGAGCUAAGCAGAAUGAACAGAUGACACUUGCCCAUACAAAAAGUGUUAAACCUUCAUCACAUACUGGCAUCAGUGGAUUAUAUAUAUUUGGGUUGCAAGAUAUAUGUUCGAAACUAUUUUAUAAAGCCGGAAUUUAUAUAUUCACCUUCUUUGUUAAUUGUAAAAAUACCAAUAUCAAACACCUAGAAGCACGAGUAGUUGUGAAGCCUGACACAAAGGUUUGCAAGUGGCGAUUUGUGUUUGAUGAAUGGGGCCCUUUCACUGAUAAGCAACUACUUUCUACUAGGGUUGGUUCCUAUAUUUCGUAUCUUUCUGUUGUGUGUCUUGAUCGGUACUCAAAUCAAAUUCCAUUUUCAAGUAUACCUGAAGCUACGAUAAAAAUAUUUGUGGAAGAAUGUAUGCUUCUCCAUGUUGACAAAAUGAAAAUGAUCCUUUCAUCUGAUCAGUUAUUGUUGGAAUUAAAGGAUAUAUUGAUUGAAAGCAGCAAGCUGGACAUGAUUCAGCCAAGUUAUGAAGCUGUGUUGGCGAUAUGUUCGCAAGAUGGUCUUUUCUCUGCUGAAAUUCCAUGUAAAGUCAUGCCGGGUACCUUAUCUUCCGUGAGGCUGCAAACUUCUCUCCAGGAAGGAGAAUAUUUGGUUCCAGAAGAAGUGAUUGAAGAACUUGUAUUAGAGAUGUUUGAUGCUUAUGGUAAUCAUAUUGAAGAAGGCGUGGAAGUGUUCAUCCACACUGAUGGGUUUUCCUUUCAAGACCACUUAGGUUAUAUUCGAAAGGUGAACUGCAAAGGAUGUAUCGAUCUUAGUGGCCUUCUAACUGUGUCAGCUAGUUUUGGUUCAUAUGUCCACCUUUCAGUUUCGUAUGAUAAGGAGAUUGUUUAUAAGAAGAAGUUCCAAGUUGCACAAAGGGAGUUGAGAGCUGUGUCUGGGGUCUCCGGCAUUCAUCCGAUAGGUUGUCAAUUGGAGAAUGUUAUAUUUGAAGUUUUUGAUCCUGAUGGACAAGUAGAUGAAAAAAUACAUGGUCAAUAUCACACACUUAGAAUAGUAUCAGAUUCAUUGAAAUUGGAUGAUACAAUUCAGUACACUUUCCAUCAUGGCCGGUGCACUGUGCCUUUUGUCCCAGUUCCCCGCAGACCAGGGCCUUUUUGCUUUUCGGCUUUUCAUACACGUUACCAUGAUCUUUGCACUGAUAUUGAGGUCAAUGUUUUGGAGGCUUCAAAGUUGGAGCUAUUUGCUGCAACAGAAUCAUAUGGAACAUUUCAAUCUCAGGUUUUAGAUCAUAUGGACUCAUCAAAGUGUCUCUCUCAUCAGAAGGACCUCCUAGUGAAGUACAUUUCUCAUCAUACUCAGAUUCUUGAUGAAAAAAUUACUGAAGUUGGAUUGAAGAUUGGAGAGCAUGAGAGGAAACUAAAGACACUGAAUGAUCAGAAGAUACAGGUUGAGCAAGAUAUUCAUGAUCUGCGAGUGUUCAUUGGACCUCAAUAUUUGAGCCAAAUUGAGUCUUUGAGUUCUUCAAGAGAGGAAAUCCUUAAACGAAUAGGACGAAAAGGUGAUACUGCCGCUGCUAUUUGCUGCUGUCUUUCUAAAGCUAUCCAGAAGCAAGAACCUUGGAAGUGCUUUACAAACUGUACGCAAGAUGUUGUUGGCCUUGUUGCUCUUCUUGGAAAUGUUAAUACUAGCAAAAAUAGCAGGAUGUUUUCACAGUUUUUGGGUGAAGAUAAUAUGCUUGCAAUUGUUUGCAAAUCUUAUGAAGCUGCAAGUAGAAUGGAGUAUUAUGAUGAGGCUGGAAAAAUUGAUCACCAGCAAGCUGUUCAUGGAGCUGCAGCUACACUCGGCAUUAACAUAAGUAGGAGAUUUCCUGUAAUAUGCCUCGAAGACAUAAGACCAUACCAAGGUCGAAUCAUGCCUAAUGAUCCUCAGAGGAGACUAUGUUUGUCAAAUCCAUUGUUGCAAUCUGGGGCAGUUCCUGCUGGAUUUUUAGGGUAUGCAGUGAACAUGAUCAACUUAGAUAUUCAUCACUGCAAGACAAAAACACUUUCAGGUCAUGGCCUUCGGGAAACCUUGUUCUAUCUGCUGUUUGGUGAAACUCAAGUAUAUCAGACUAGGGCGGACAUGAGACAAGCUAGGUCCUGUAUUAAGCAAGGAGCUAUUUCUCUGGAUGGUGGGAUUGUGAGGGCCAGCGGAUUUAUUUUACUUGGAGACUGUGAACCAGAUGUAACGUUUCCUGUCAUUGGAACGCAAGCACAUAGAGCAUUUUCACAGGAUAUGGUAAUGAAUAUAAAGCAAAUGGAGGAGAAGAAGGGUCUUCUGACAGCAAUCCAACAAGAAAUAGUAAAAGAAUAUGAAGCCUACACAGAGGACAUGGCCAAGUUUAAAAAAAGAAGUGAUAGGUUACGUGAGUUAUUGACAGAAAGUUCUUCAACAACAAAUUUACUGGAGUGGAAAUGACCGCCCAUCGUGUAGUUCAUCUGGUACAAUGUUAUCUCUGAGAAUCUUUUUUGUGUUUUGUUUGACCAUAAUUAAAUUUUGGUACAAAGGUCAGGCAUAGUUCAUGGUGUAUGUAGUUCAUCUGGUACAAUACUAUCUGUGUGAAUCUUUUUGGUGUUUUGUUUGACUAUAAUUAAAUUUUGGUACAUAGGUCAGUUGCAUCUUGAUAGGUUAGCAUGUUGUUGAUUGUACCGUACAGGAGUGAGGACCAGAAACAGGCAACUUUGACAGACAUUAUCAAA